AAGAAAAAUCCAUCGCAUCGCAGAAUAGGUGAAGAAUAUCAAAUUAUCGCCCUCUGACUGGUAUCAGAUAUCAAAACCAUGGCGCUUUACUCGGCGUUCUUCAUAGUUGAAUUUUUGGGGAUAAUAAUUGCGCUCCUCUCUGCCAUUUACAUCUACUUCAAGUAUGUGGCUUUCAACUACUGGAGCUCAAGAAAUGUCGUAUCUUGUGAGACAAUUUUUCCUUUUGGCAGUAUGUGGCCUGUAUUUUCAGUGAAAAAUUCAAUAGGUGAAUUUUUCCGCGAUACUUACUUGAAGUUCAAGAAAAACCGCGUCUUCGGUGUUUACACCUUUCACAAGCCUGGACUAGUGAUCUGCGACCCCGAACUCAUACGCCAUGUCCUUACAAAGGAUUUCGGGCACUUUCACGACCGUGGAGUAUUUUCGGAGGAAAAGAUUGACCCUUUGUCGUUACAUCUGUUUAACGUCCCUGGUGCUAAAUGGAGAUUCUUGAGGACCAAGUUCACCCCUACAUUCACUUCAAGCAAAAUGAAGCAAAUGUUUUUCACCGUCAAAGAUUGUUCUGAGACACUCGCCGCGUUUGUGGCCGAUAAAGCUAAGAAUUCGGAAUUGGUCGAGGUGAAAGAUCUCGUAGCAAGGUACGCCACUGACGUUAUAGCCUCUGCGGCUUUCGGAAUACAGUGUAACAGCAUCGAGAAUCCUGAUACAGGAUUUCGAAAAUGGGGACGGAAGAUUUUUCAAAACAAACCACUAAAAAAUAUGGUCUCAGUUAUGGUCCCAUCCCUGUUGGAUUUAUUCCAUAUUCGUGCAGUUGACAAGGAAAUAGCGGACUUCUUCAUAGGUGCAUUCAAGGAAACGGUGGACUACAGGACGGCCAACAACGUGGUCAGAAAGGACUUCUUAGACCUGGUCAUGCAACUGGUGGACCGAAGUUACGUGCAGAAUGAUGAUCGAAAAAAAACAUCGCCAUCGUCAGAGUCUGAUACCAAGAGAAUCACCCUUAUCGAAGGAGCUGCACAGGCCUUCGUCUUCUGGGCAGCCGGCUUUGAGACUACCUCUUCAACCGUCACCCAUUGUCUUUACGAAAUGGUAUUGCAUCAGGAAAUGCAGGAUAAACUGGCGAAGGAAAUAAACACAGUUCUUGAAGAAUUCGGAGGCGUAUCUUACGAAAGCGUUAAGGCGAUGCCCUACCUUGACAAAGAAUAAAGUUCCAGCUGAUAUUUUCUCGUCUUUCCAGAAACGUUGAGAAAGUAUCCACCGUUGGCGAUGCUGAACAGAGAGUGCACAGCAGAUUUUGAGCUACCAGGAACUGGCCUCCGCGUCGAAAAAGGUACUUCGGUAAUAAUUCCGACUCUCGGGCUCCACUUGGACCCCAACUUAUAUCCAGAGCCUGAAAAAUUCGACCCCGAACGUUUCAACGAAGAGAAUAUCGCGAAUAGACAUCAGUACACUGAUCUUCCGUUUGGCGAAGGGCCGAGAAUUUGCAUCGGUAAGAGGUUCGGUUUGGUGCAAACAAAGGUUGCGAUUAUCGCUUUGCUUUCCAAAUACCGUUUCAAUCCUGGACCAAAUUUGCAAAUACCGCUGAUAAUGGACUCAGGCAAUUUUGUGUAUACCACUAGAGAUGAACUAGAGCUUCGCGUCGAAGAGCGAUCAAGUAUGAUAGACACAUUUGUAAUCAAACUCACCAUUUGUGAACUAAAGUAUCUCGUGGAUGUUUGUGGCUCAUCAGAUAGCUAUACAUUGGAAGCCAACAAGUGGAGGAAGUUAUCUCGGAAGUCCGGGGAAAACCUAGUCGCGAAAGAGGGGAUGGCAAAUGAAGAUUUCGUGGUUGAAGAACCUGACAACUCCAGUGAAGUCUUCAAAUCAUAUUUUCGUACAUUAGAAGAUAUAAUAACAAAAAACAUGGUGCUUCACUCCAGCUAUUUCAUCCUGGAAAUCGGCGGAAUAAUAAUUGCCAUUGCCAUAUCUGUCUAUGUGUACUUAAAAUAUGUGGCCUUCAAUUACUGGAGUUCGAGAAAUGUCAUUUCUCCAGAGCCGGUCAUUCCUUUUGGCCAUAUCAAGCCCGUCACCGAGAGAAAACGUUCAAUAGGUGAACUUUUCAAAGAUAUCUACUUGGAGUAUAAGAAAAAUCCAAUUAUUGGUGUUUAUUUUUUUACCCGGCCUAACCUCGUCGUCGCUGAUCUGGACCUCUUACGUUUUGUUCUGACAAAAGAAUUUCCGCGCUUCCACGACCGUGGAGUUUACUGCGACGAGAAGGCUGAACCUUUGUCUGGACAUUUGUUUUCGCUACCUGGUGCCAAAUGGAGAUUUUUGAGGAACAAGUUCUCUCCCACGUUCACUUCCAGUAAGAUAAAACAUAUGUUCUCUACGAUUAAGGAGACUUCCAGCAGACUUUCUCAGAUUGUUGAGAAAAAAGCACGAAAUUCUGAAGUGAUUGAGAUAAAAGAUCUUAUGGCAAGGUUUUCCACCGACGUGAUCGCCUCGGUGGCUUUUGGCAUUGAUUGUAACAGCCUAGAGAAUCCAGAUGCUGAAUUCCGGGCGAUGGGUAGAAAGUUUUUUGCGCCGAGAAAGGGUAUAACCGGAUUUGUUUUCGCAUUUCCAAUUUUGCAUAAACUGUUUAAAUUCCGUGCGAUCGACGAAGAAGUAACCAAUUUUUUCAUGGGCGCUUUCAAGGAGGCCGUGGAAUAUAGAACGGCCAAUAACGUCGUUCGAAAAGACUUUUUAGACUUGGUUAUACAGCUGAUAUAUAAAGGCUACGUUCAUAAUGACGACGAAAAAACACCGCUGCCUGGGACAGUUGACGAGCAGAAGAUCACCAUGGACGAAGGAGCCGCACAAGCAUUCGUCUUCUGGGUUGGUGGCUUUGAUACAUCAUCGUCAACGGUGACUCAUUGCCUCUACGAGUUGGCACUGAAUCAGGAAUUGCAGGAGAAAACAGCCGCGGAAAUAAACAGAGUCCUCGAAGAAUUCGGGGACGUUACUUACGAGUCCAUCAAGGCGAUGACUUAUCUUCACAAAGUCGUUUCUGAAACGCUGAGAAAGUACCCGGUCGUCCCGAUACUCAACAGAGAGUGCACCGAGGAUAUUGACCUGCCUGGAACCGGCUUUCGAGCCACCAAGGGUACUAAGAUUAUUGUCCCGGUUCUUGGGAUCCAUUGGGACCCCGACCUAUAUCCGGAACCAGAGAAAUUCGACCCGGAACGGUUUAACGAGGAAAACAUUGCCAAGAGGCACUCGUACGCUUACUUGCCAUUUGGCGAGGGGCCCAGGAACUGUAUCGGUAUGAGGUUCGGGUUGGUGCAGUCUAAAGUUGGCCUGAUCCGGAUGUUGUCAAAGUUCCGUUUUACUCCUGGGCCAAACUUGGAAGUGCCUUUAGUAAUGGACAAGGCAAACUUCGUGCAGAUGGCCCUAAAUGGAGUAUCAUUGCGUGUCCAAAUGCGAUAAUGCGAUGGAGUCAAUGUGUAGUAUUCAAUUGAUAUUGUGCAAUGUAAGUGUAAGAUUCCCUGAUUGGAUAAACGGUACCU
Molecule: messenger RNA, 3521 nt
Organism: Diprion similis
Lineage: Eukaryota; Metazoa; Arthropoda; Insecta; Hymenoptera; Diprionidae
Exons: 15
Molecular function (GO): oxidoreductase activity, acting on paired donors, with incorporation or reduction of molecular oxygen; monooxygenase activity; heme binding
Source: RefSeq, a predicted model, not a curated record